Messenger RNA from Drosophila virilis, 4087 nucleotides. It is a transcript of the gene scra, whose product is annotated as anillin, actin binding protein. NCBI's taxonomy places the organism in Eukaryota, Metazoa, Arthropoda, Insecta, Diptera, Drosophilidae. The record is from RefSeq and is a predicted model, not a curated record. Gene Ontology annotation, cellular component: actomyosin contractile ring. Gene Ontology annotation, biological process: actomyosin contractile ring assembly; mitotic cytokinesis; septin ring organization.
AUUUGCAUCAACAACAACAAUGGAUCCCUUCACUCAGCGCAUGCUCGAAAAGGCCGAACAGCGCAGUCGCGCACUCGGCAUAACAAAUGCCAGCAAAUUUCCACUGGCGGAAUGCACUCUAACAACGGAAACGGAGGCGUCGGCGGUCAGCAAAGCGACGCCAGCUGCGUCCGCGACAGCCUCAGCGUCAACCGGCAGCAGCGGCGGCGGUAAUGCCGGCAAAGUUGUUAUCUUGGAGAAGGCAACGCUGGCGGCAUCGCCCACAAAGCCGCUGCGCCACUAUGCGGCGGUAAACAAGGAGAACAUGGAAAUGGGCAUCGAGAUAAACAUAACCACCGCCCAGCCAAUUGGGGUACAAGUUGAGAUACAGGAGCAGGAUAUGACGAGCAGCGACGAGGACGAGGAGCAGCGAGCUGCUCUAAUCUCGAAUUCUGGAGAUGGUGCCGCUGCUGCGGAGGCGCCUGUCAAUCAGCCUCUGGCCCGACUGCGUGACACGUCGCGCAGCCGUCUGCAGCGCAUGGGCGCACUGUACUCCAAUACGGAUGAUCUGUCCUCGCCCAUACAUCGCACCGAGGCGCAGUUUCAUGCCGGCGACGAUGAUGACCGACCGCUGUCGGCGCGUAGUCCACGCAGGGGCAAACAACGCUUUGGCAAGCUAGCGGCGUUGGCGGACACAAUUAACCAAUGGGAAGACGAUACGGCACAUCAUGAAGUGCAUCGACCGCUGCUGGAAGCCGUGCCGCCGCCCAAGCCAGACUUGCCCAGUCGCCCAGUGCCGGAGCCGAGAGCCAAAGCGGAUGUUGUGGAUGCGAGCAACAAAACCAAACAACUCAAAUGGGAUCCCAAGGUAUUGAGCUCAUUGGAGGCGCAGGGCUUUCAGCGACGCGAUUCGUCCACGAUUAAACAUACCUAUGAUUACGCCAAGCAGGAAGAAGCGUCAAGUACAACAACCGCAGCUGCCACAGCCAAGCCGCCGGUGCCGGAGAAAUCAACGACGGUCAGUAAAGUGGCCAAGACCUUUGGCGCCGUGGCGCCUGCACCCGCACACUCCAAGCCUGCAGCAGUGGCCGCCACCAGUGUUAAAUCCGGCUUGGUCUCUGGUCGCGCCGCCAUUUUCGAGAAUAAGGCCAACGGCGGCGGCUCUCAGUCCCAGGCAGCACAGCGCAACCAAAAAGAUCCCUGCGAGCUGUCGCUGAAGGAGCGCAUGAAACUUUUUGAGACCGGCAAUUCAAAGGCCAUGCUGCCCAAGGCGCCCAUAGGCACAGCGCCUAGCAUCAGCCAGAUUAGGGCAGACGAGCCCAAGGCUCACAGUGCGCCAGUGCAUCCGAUUACAGCAGGCGCUCAGAGCGCCGUCAAGCCGCAGCCCAAGCCCGAGAGUAAGCUGCGCGACAAAGUGGCCGCCUUGGUGGCCUCUGCCCAAAGCAGCGCUGAGAAUCGCAUUAAGGACAUUGAUCGACAGCGCCAGGAGGACAUGCAAAUCAUAGCCAAUCGGUUUAACAAGCAAAAGGACCUCCUUACGCCGCAGACAACGACUGCAACAGCACAGCCAGCGCCUGUGCCGGCGCCACCCGUGGCUAGCAAAGUGGUGCGCCCAAUGCCGCCGCCACCACCGCCGCCCAUGGCAAAUGCUAGCAGCAAGCGGCGCUCACCUGGCGAUGUCAUUGACGAAGAGUCGAAGCGCGCACGCACAUCGCACGCGGAUCGCCUGUAUCCCGCUCUGUCCGAUCUUGACUCCAGCGGCGACAACUGCUGCGCCUCGGCUACCGCCUCGCUUAACGAUGACACCGAGGAGGAGCUAGAAAGUUGCAUGGAUGAGUCCUUGGAGGAGGAGGAGGAUCAGUCGCAGACUGAGGACAGCAGCGCGGGCAUGUGCAACGGCAGUCUGGGCCGCGAGAUAUUGCACACGGUGCAACGCAACGAGGCCGAGCUGCAACAGCAGCAACAACAACAACAACAACUGGGAAAAAAGGUACGCUAUGCCGAGCAGGAUCAUUAUUACAGUCAUGACGGUGAUAGCUCUAUGAAUUCCUCACAAAUCUCUGCGGGCAUUGAUGAUUAUUUGGACGAGGCACUGGUGGGUGACUAUGGCAGCACACAGGAGGAUGACAGCGAGGACGAGCACAAUGCCAGUCACCUAUCGCUGGGCAGCAAAGGCACCACCGCCUCCAAUAGUUUCUCAUUUCGCAAAACGCCGGCUGCUGGCGCCGCCGGCUCUACUGCCUGUCAGACCAUACAGGAGCAGCACGAGGCGAUGGAUGUGCAAACGCCGCUGAUGAAUGGCGCACAACCCGUCAAGUCCGAGCUGAGCGUUAAUCAGGACAACGAUAACUUGGUCACGCUGGUGCACACCGUUAGCUUCUAUCGUCGCCAGCAAAGUGCCAGUAAUUCUAAUUCGACGCCCGUGCGCAAAAUAUAUCGCGAGCAGCAGGUCAUGCGUUCGGCGCUCACCGGCGAUUGCCAUGCCAAGCACAAGCUGGAGUAUGAUUCACCACAGCAUGGCGAGACGUCUGCCGCGACUGCUACCAGCAACGAUGACUGCAGCGAGGAUGACGAAGAGCAGCACACUGCACGCGAAUUGAACGAGUCAGCACAAGCCCAGGACAAGAUCAAGAAAUUGCUCAGUGAGGUUUGCAAGCAGCAGCAGGUAAUAGGCCAGGCCAGCCAGGCGCUUAAUCUGUGCGCUGCCACCGUGGAGUUUUCCGGUUCCACUGAAUCCGUUGAGGGCGAACGCUAUUUACUGCUAGCAACUCAUCGUCGUCAGGCCUGCUUGGAUGAGGUGCAGCGGCUGCGCGUGGAGAACAGCGUGCGUCCCGUGGGCGCACCCAAGGAGAAGGGCUUGCUGACCGUCAAGGACAUUACCAUACCGCUGAGACAGGAGUACGUGCGCAAAAUGGCAACGGGCAACAUAAAUGGCCAUCAUUUGGUCUGCCUGCUCAAGUACAAUGAGCACGUGCUGGCCACCAAGACGGUGCCCACUAUGCCUGGCUUGCUCUCUGUCAAAUUUCCCGAUGUGCUGCAGCUUAACAAUGUCUAUGCAGAUUUUCGGGUUACCCUUGAGAUUUAUGGCAUGCUGGCGCAGCGCGAUCAGUUGCCACAUGAACUCAAGUAUCACAUUAAUCUGAACAAGAAGGGCGGCAUUAAGACGCCCAAAAAGAAGGGCGGUGAAAAUCGUUUGGUCAUGCCCCCAGUACAGAGUCCAGCCGGGCCGCAUGUGGUGCGCACACCGCAGCUGGUGCAAUAUGGCUUUGCCAUCUUCUCGCUGCGUGAGAUUCAGCGCACCAGCUGGACGCUGACGCAAGUGCUGGGCGUGAGUCCGCUCGAUGGCACCGUUCAUAUGAAAGUCAAUUGCGAGCUGUCUGUGAGCGUGGAGUACAAGGGUUUCCUCACCAUGUUCGAGGAUAUAUCCGGUUUUGGUGCCUGGCAUCGUCGCUGGUGCUAUCUAAAUGGCUCCGUGCUCAACUACUGGAAGUAUCCGGAUGAUGAAAAGAAAAAGGCGCCCAUGGGCAGCAUUGAUUUAAAUGCGUGCAGCUCACAUAAGGUCAGCACAGCGCCGCGUGACAUUUGCGCGCGCUUGAACACCAUGCUGCUAGAGUGCGAACGUCCGGCCCUGGAUACCGAUCAGGAGUCGUUGGUUAUAGUGCCCAAUGGGCGGAUGACAACUGUGCGGCAUCUGCUGUCCGCUGACACCAAGGAGGAGCGCGAGGAGUGGACCGCCUAUCUAAACAAGGCGCUGACCCUGCUGCGCGCCUGGGGCACAACGCAUUGAUAAACGGACUGGGAGCAGCAGCAGCAGCAGCAGCAACACAGCUGGGGGCGGGGAUUUCCUGUACGUUUUUUAUGUUUUAUGUUUUUAAUAUUUAGUUGAUUUUUAUUUUUCUUAUAUAUUUUUUUUUUUUGGCUUCGAUUGCGUUGCUAGCUGUUUUCCAUUUAAACGAUAAUCGCGUAAAUGUAUUUUAAAUUCAAGCAAAUAAUGUAUAUGUUCAUGUUCAGCGUCAAAGUAUUGUUGAGAUACCCGGUUUAAUAUAUAUAUUAUGUACUAACUUUAAGCGCGUCUCGCAAAAAUUAUAAUGUACAACGAAAAGUUCAA